CCCACAGAACCUUAGGGGAGGUCAGCUAAGUGGACUUCAAGAAGUGACCUCACUUCCUUGACGAUGGCCACAACAGAACCUGGAACCCCGGUUACCAGGCACCCACAAUGUGGUGCUGGUGACCCAGCCAGUUCAGUUGGUCAGAGGCCAUCGAGCAGAUAUGUUCUCGUGUUGUCUCCCAACAUCCCAAGGCCCAGGCCGGGGCCAGCCCCAGGCUGCGGAUAUUCUCCAGAGCUACAGACAUUGGGUCAGCCCUCGCCCACAGCAGCUCUGGCAAUUCUCUCAGAGGGAAACCAAGAAUGACAGUGACAUUGCCACACCCCUGGAGGACACCAGCGGAGUGGGGACCAUGGUGGCAAGCAGGCUGGAGGGGGAGCCCUCGCCAAGAGCAGCUGAUUCUGCUCCAGUGGAGCCAGCCCCAGCCGAGAUGGCAGCAGCUAAGAUGGGGCCAGGACCAAUCCUGGAACCUGAGGAACCAGCAACAGUGGAACCUGUGCCAUCCCCGUCACCUGCCAGCAGCGUGGGGACCCAGGAGGCAGGCAAGGUGGAGAAGCUGGUGAGUCAGCUGGUGCCUGCCCAGCAGAGAGGGGACCGCUUCAUCGUCCCUGCAUUCCUGCUCAUCUAUCACAAGUUCACCACCACCCAGCAGGUGCUGCAUCUGCUGUUCCAAAGGUAUGCAUCCUUUCAGCCUCACUGUGAAGAGGACGACCGCACUAAGGAUGCCCUGUGCUCCCUCCUGGGAACCUGGCUGGACCGUUAUCCCGAGCACUUCUGUCAGCCUCAGGACCUGACCUGUCUGCAUCAGCUGGUGGCCUACGUCCAGCUCCAUAUGCCCUUCUCGGACCUGGCACUCCGAGCCCAACGGCUCCUGACCCAGCUGGAGGACCCCGAGCCCAAGGAGGCUGAGGCUGAGCCCAAAGAUCUAGCGCCAACUACAGCAGCGGCACCCCAACCAGAGUCGGCUGAACCAUCGCUGCCCCGGGCAGUCCACCUUUCAGCUGCAGAGGCGCUGGAGGCCCCUGAGGGGCCAGCAGCUGAACCAAGUGCAGCACCCCACCAGGAACAAGACGUGGGAACGGUGCCCUCCUUGACGGCUGCCAGCAGGGUUGGGACCCUGGACACAGGCAUGGUGGAGAAGCUGGUGAAUCAGCUGGUGCCUGCCCAGCAGAGAGGGGACCCCUUCUUCGUCCCCACAUUCCUGAACAUCUAUCAAAGGUUCACCACCACCCAACGGGUGAUGCACCUGCUGUUCCAAAGGUAUGCAUCCUUUCAGCCUCACUGCGAAGAGGACGACCGCACUAAGGAUGCCCUCUGCUCCUUCCUCGGUACCUGGUGGGACCGCUACCCGGAGCACUUCUGUCAGCCUCAGGACCUGGCCAGCCUGAAUCAGCUGCUGGCCUACGUCCAGCUCCAGAUGCCCAGCUCAGACCUGGCACGCCGAGCCCAGCUGCUCCUGAUGCAGCUGGAGGAUCCAGAGCCCCAGGAGGCUGAGGCUGAGGCUGAAGCGGAGCCCGAGGCUCCAGCACCAGGAGGAGACCUGGAGGUGCCUCCCGCAGCGGCUGCUGCACUUCUGGGGUCAGAUUUGGUGGCAACCCCGGCAUCUGCUCCCCAGCCAGAGCCACCUGAAGCCUGUCUGUCCCUGGCAACUGUGCCAGCUGUGGAGGCCCUGGAGCCCCCUGCAUCUCCAGAAGACAAACCAGAGCCAGAGCAUCCCCAGCCCUGGUUCACGAAGCGGCGCUGGCCCUGGGGCCGCCGGCGUGGGCAGCGCACAAUCUCCAAUCAGGACCGUCCCCACCGUCGUUCACCCAGCUGGGGCCCCAUGGAUCCAGGUGAAAUGAGAUGCAUGUGGUUCCCUGAGCACUCCACGAGUUCCCAGCUCCUCAGCCUCUGGAUCCUGAAUGAGGACUCACACAGUUUCUGCAUGGACAGGGCGGCCUUUCUCCCAGUGGGUUAA
Molecule: messenger RNA, 1954 nt
Organism: Oryctolagus cuniculus (rabbit)
Lineage: Eukaryota; Metazoa; Chordata; Mammalia; Lagomorpha; Leporidae
Source: RefSeq, a predicted model, not a curated record